Symbiodinium necroappetens is the source of this 957-nucleotide messenger RNA. NCBI's taxonomy places the organism in Eukaryota, Dinophyceae, Suessiales, Symbiodiniaceae. The record is from the annotation of a GenBank genome assembly.
AUGUUGCGCUUCUUGUGUUUCUUAUACAUCACAGCUGCUCUGGCCGCGCCUUCGAAUAAGCGCCACGCCAAGCAGACAACGGAUGCACCUAUGAUGUCUCAUGCAGAUGCGCAGUGUGCUUAUCGACUCAUGGAGGCUAUGUGUCCUUACCCAGACGAGGCUAUGUCACGCUCCGCACCACAUGCCUGGGAGGUUUGUGCUGCAUUAGGCCGCGCCACCUCUCUCAGCUCAGCCUGUGUUUUCACGCAUAUGGUCAUUUUGAUUUCGCUGACGUUGAAUGCAUUGCAGACUCGUUACGGUGGCAUCCUUGGAAAGUUCCCUAACUUGCUCAUGUUGCAACACGGAGCACCAGGUGAAGGCAAGAGCGUGGCCUUGUGGCUUGUCUUCCAAAUACUCUACUACUUCGACGACACUCGCACGAAGCGUAAGCUGAAAGAGUGGAGCACAAGCAAAGAUCAACAUCGUCUGGCGGUGCUGGCUGGCGAGCAGGAUGAGAAAGACGCCCCUCCCAAACCCGAACAUGCUGACUCUGUCCACAACAAAGGCACCUUCCUGGGCAUGGGGGCCACCUUGGAAAAGCAAGGAGCUCGCGGCUACUUGGGCUUGCAUGAAGGAAGGAGCUGGCUCAGUGAUGCUGCGGACAAUAAGCCUGGAGGAAGCUUCGAAGACCUGAACCAGAUCAUGGACCACGAUCUCUACAAGAACAACCCUGCAUCAGGAACCAAGUUCUACGUCAAGAAUCCUCACUUGGUUGGGAGCAUCCUCCUGCACCUGCCGGAGCUGGUCAAGCAGUCAACUUUGCCAGAUUCAGUUGCCGGUUUGUCACGUUUCCUGGUCGCGCACUUCAAAGCCGUGACACACAAAAUCCUGCCGGACAAGUCUGCUGAUGAGCUGCGCCAGAUGCUCACCGAAGACCCGGAUUACUUCAAUGAUCUUGCGUAUGACGACGUGGUACAG